AUGACAAGCACAAUUCCAGCGCCAACAGAUGUGGGUGCUUUGGCCAAUCGCAUCAACUUUCAUACUAGAGAUCAACACAACAAAAUUGACGCCCAGAUGAGCGUCAAGUUCGCUUUUGCCAUGAAACACGGCUUCAUAUAUCGUCAAGGCAUUUUAGCGUUCUAUUACAUUUUCCAAGCUAUUGAACAGGAAAUCGACAGAAUUUUGGAAAACGCAGAGACUAAACAAGAAUUGCAGACCAAAGAGAUCCUAAAUCAGUUUUGGGUAGAUGACUUUCGGCGUUCAGACAAAAUAUUACAGGAUUUGGAGGUUUUGUACGCAAAGGAGUAUCCCAAAAAGACAGAUUUACAUGAAUUCAUACAGCAAAACGUGCUGCCCAUGCAACAACAGGCAUUCGUGGAUUACGUUCAUCAGGGCAUCCAGAAUAGUCCAACUACGGUGCUGGCGUACUGUCACGUGCUGUAUCUUGCCCUUUUCGCAGGCGGACGUGUAAUGCGUUCGACGGUGUACAGAUCGACAGGGCUAUUCCCCAAAUUCCCAGAUCUCACCCCGGAAGAAGUGGUUCGUCGUGGAACGAAUUUCUUCACUUUCAGCUCCGAAGGUGUGACAGCCGAAAACCAGCUUCGCAAGGACUACAAACGCGGAUACGAAUUGGCCACACGCCAGGGUCUAACCGAGGAGCAGAAAUUGGAUAUAAUCGAGGUGUCAAACGCGAUUUUCGAGUGGAACACCCGGGUUAUUUCGGAACUGGGUGAGAUCAAUCGUCAAGAACUAAUGGGCAAGCUAAGCUUUAAACUAAUUACUUUUGCCCUGGACGAAUGGAAACACACAGAGAAAUUGAGUCGCAAACAGAAAAGUCUCGUGCUGGCCAUGGGCGUUAUGAUUCAAAUCCUGGCGAUGUGGUGGAUGCUGCGUAGAUUCUUUUAG
Lachancea lanzarotensis is the source of this 927-nucleotide messenger RNA. It is a transcript of the gene HMX1, whose product is annotated as LALA0S05e08746g1_1. The record is from RefSeq and is a predicted model, not a curated record. Gene Ontology annotation, biological process: heme oxidation. The transcript has a single exon. Gene Ontology annotation, molecular function: heme oxygenase (decyclizing) activity. Bases 1 to 927 code for a protein of 308 amino acids. Lineage: Eukaryota; Fungi; Ascomycota; Saccharomycetes; Saccharomycetales; Saccharomycetaceae.